AUGACCUCCUUAACUGUCUCAUACCUCGAUCAACCGCAAAGUGCCCGGCCAGCAGAUCAUCAAGCCCAGCUAACAUUAAGUCACCUGCCCCAUGAACGGCAGGACGCAUCUGGGGACCAUAUUCACCAAGCUGACAUCCUGCUCCAAGAAGUUGCGGCAAGUCGUUACUUUAGUGAUGAUGUUUUAUCAAGAGUCGUCAAUGAAGAGCGAAAUCAUUCGCGCACUGCAUUGACAGUAUCGCCUGUCAAGACAAGCCCUCUGUCUAUGAAGAGCUCUUCGCCCUUCAACCCUCUAGGCGUACUGUCCGUGCCCGGCAUGCUUCAUCCCCCAUAUGGUCUUCAUCCGGCCAAGAGUGUAGCAGCUUUCCUAUGGAGACAAUAUGUCGAAGUUGUGGAGGAAUGUGCAAGCUGCAAGAUACUUCAUGUUCCCGCGGAUGAGAUCAUCGUGUUCAGCACCAUCGAAGAUCCUUCUUCGGCUUCAGCCGAGAACCUUGCACUAUGCUUCGCUAUAUACUUCGCUUCGUGCGCUUCUCUAGAAACUUGA
This is a messenger RNA of Clonostachys rhizophaga, 543 nucleotides long. The record is from the annotation of a GenBank genome assembly. Lineage: Eukaryota; Fungi; Ascomycota; Sordariomycetes; Hypocreales; Bionectriaceae.